AGAAAAUCUGUUUUAAUUAAAUUUUAUUCUAAAUCUGUUAAAUUUAUGUCAAUUAAAGUAUAUCAAAAUUUGAAGGCUUGUUACUCUAUCUAAAAACCCUCACCCAGCUGAUUUUGAUGCCGACAGCAACCAAGACACAAUACCUGUCAGGCAUUUAAAUUUCAGCAGUCUAAAUCCAUUUAUUUUCUAGUGCAGAAACAUCAAUAUUUUAACUGUUUAUCUCUUCUCAUUUAAGUAAUUGAGAAAAAUUCAGUCAAACUAUGUUAGAUUUAACUACUAUUUUGUUUCAGAAAGAAUGACACAAGUUUGACCAUCGCGAAAAUGAUUGGCGCCCUGCAAGUUUUGCUGGCCAAGCUGAGGGGAUUGUUUUUGUGGGUCCUGGCUUUGUUUCGGAGGGCUUGCUGCUGUUUCCGAAGACGACGUAGGCUCUCACAGUCCGAAUCGCAUCCUCUUACUGCCAUCGGUGUCGUCCCAAACGAUCCUCAGGAAAAUGUGCAAGGAGGAUGGGACACCUGGGGCAAAGAGGAAGACGAGGUUACGAGGCAAAUAAGGGAAUACAGAACUUCACUGGCAACUGCUAGGCAGAAGCAGAAUGAACCUGAAGAACCUGAAGUACAGGCUGAUUACUUCCAGGAUAUGAUUCCGAGAGUCACUAAGGCCCCAAGGGUGAAAUUGAGCGCACAAGAGGAGCAAGUGGACGCCAGCAGGUCUUCACUAAUGUUUGCAGCGCAGCCCAUGCCCAUUGUGGGUGGUGAACUUGGAACGUGGGUUGAGGAAGAAGGUUGGGAAGCAGAAGACGCAGGCAAUUGGGAGGAAGAGGUACGGAGAGCACAGCGCGAAAAGCGUGCUCAGGAGCUGCAGAUGAAACGGGCUGAGCACAGGGGCGGCCUCGGAGAGAGGAUGAGCUGACCAGUGACCUGAAUUAAUCAAAUUUCCCGACCUUUUUGUUAGUUAAGAUGAUCUAUGUAAACGUGUGAUUAUUUGUUUUUACACCGUGUUUGAAGAGUCAAAAUAAAACUAAAAGUUAUAAACUAA
Messenger RNA from Cloeon dipterum, 1035 nucleotides. RefSeq names its product receptor-binding cancer antigen expressed on SiSo cells. The coding region runs from base 322 to 909 and encodes 195 amino acids. The record is from RefSeq and is a predicted model, not a curated record. Gene Ontology annotation, cellular component: secretory granule. Lineage: Eukaryota; Metazoa; Arthropoda; Insecta; Ephemeroptera; Baetidae. The transcript is spliced from 5 exons.